UUUUUUUUUUUUUUUUUUUUUUCAGCGUGUAUUUUUAUUACCUUAUUUUGUUUUUGACAUCUUCAGAUUCGCGAUCUGGGAAGUGACUACAUGGCAGUCAGAAGGGGACAUAUUAGAUACUUGAAAGAAGUUUAUGACAUGUCUAACGGUUACGAAGACCACAUGGCAGAUGAACCAAAAGAUGCCAAAACAAACCUGAUUGUAAAUUACCUGCCUCAGAACAUGACGCAGGACGAGCUUCGCAGUCUCUUCAGCAGCAUUGGGGAGGUCGAGUCGGCUAAACUCAUCCGCGAUAAAGUGGCAGGGCACAGUUUAGGGUACGGAUUUGUUAACUAUGUUAACCCUAGUGAUGCAGAAAGGGCAAUCAGUACUCUCAAUGGGCUGAGACUACAGUCUAAAACUAUCAAGGUAUCCUAUGCUAGGCCGAGUUCUGAUUCCAUAAAGGAUGCAAACCUUUAUAUUAGUGGAUUGCCAAAGUCCAUGACCCAGAAAGAUGUGGAGGACCUGUUUUCACGUUAUGGCCGCAUUAUUAACUCCCGUGUGCUUGUUGAUCAGGCUUCAGGCUUGUCUCGGGGUGUUGCGUUCAUCCGCUUUGACAAGAGGGCAGAGGCAGACGACGCCAUAAAGGGCUUAAAUGGUCAGAAGCCACCAGGCGCCUCAGAACCAAUCACGGUCAAAUAUGCUGCCAACCCCAACCAGGCAAAAAACUCCCAGCUGCUGUCUCAGCUGUACCACUCACAGUCUCGGCGUUUUGGGGGUCCUGUCCAUCACCAAGCACAAAGGUUCAGGUUCUCUCCAAUGGGUGUAGACCACAUGAGUGGAAUGGCUGGAGUCAGUGUACCAGGUAACUCCACAUCCGGCUGGUGCAUUUUCAUCUACAACCUGGGGCAAGAUGCAGAUGAAGGCAUCCUGUGGCAGAUGUUCGGCCCCUUUGGGGCAGUUACCAAUGUGAAGGUCAUACGUGACUUUAAUACUAACAAAUGUAAAGGGUUUGGGUUUGUCACCAUGACUAACUAUGAGGAGGCAGCAAUGGCAAUUGCCAGCCUAAAUGGUUAUCGCCUUGGGGACAAAAUCUUGCAGGUGUCAUUUAAAACGAGCAAGUCUCACAAAUAGUGAGAGAAUUUGUAAGCUCCCCCCCCCCACAAACCAUAAGGAAUAAGUUGAAAGGCAAAGCAGAAACUAGCUUAAAAUUUGUACUACUCCAGUUUGUCCUAAUGGCAAGUGUAGAGAGGUGUGAUUAAAAACAAUAUAUAUAAAUAUAUACACAUAUUUUUGGGAUGCAAAAAAUAUUGAGCUGUUUUGAGAAGUCUCAAGAUUAACUGACCACUUCUUAAAAUUCAUUGGUCUGUGAUGCUAGACUUGGUCAUGUCAUUGUGUGCCAUAUGAGUGGUUUGAUAAAAGCAGGCCAUGUCUUUGAUUCUGGUUUUCUUUCAUGCUCAUCAGGUACUCCGCCUAAUUUACAUACACAAUUAAAAUAAAGAUGCCUUAAGUUACACACAACUUUUUACCAGUAUUUGUACCACUUUCAGUUUAAAUACUGAAUUUGUUCAGUACAACAUUGUUUAUCAAGCAUCUCAUUAAAAUGAUAAAUUUUCUCUGAAAUAAAAUAUUUAAAGGUGGCAUGUUGGGCACUAAUGUCAGUAAUGGUUAGAUUAAGAUACUGUACUGGAGAAGUGUCUGUUGAUGUUCUAUUUCUGAGAGUUCAUGCAAAAAGACACUGAUUGUAAAGUAAAGCAGGACCAAAGAGACUGAAGGAAAAACUUGUGAUCACUGCCCCUUGCCCUAAACUUGGUGUUGCCCUCCUGCAUAUAGGAUUGGAUGUUAAAGCUAAAUAUCUUAGGUACUUUUUGAAUGUGUAUUUAAACAGUUGAGCAUCCAUAUUUUCUUGCAUCCG
Molecule: messenger RNA, 1894 nt
Organism: Scleropages formosus (Asian bonytongue)
Lineage: Eukaryota; Metazoa; Chordata; Actinopteri; Osteoglossiformes; Osteoglossidae
Product: ELAV-like protein 1
Exons: 6
Coding region: 91-1113 (340 amino acids)
Cellular component (GO): ribonucleoprotein complex
Molecular function (GO): RNA binding
Source: RefSeq, a predicted model, not a curated record